GUACCACCUAGUUAAAAACAAAUUGAUUCUAAAGUAAACAGAAACCAUAUUAGUCGUUUGUGCGAUAAGCACUACACCGAAGUUCAUAUGUCAAGUUAACCAGAUUUCAAUAUCUUAAUGAUAACCGGUUGUACAGUAUAGCCCAGCACUUUGAACUCUGUAGACGUGCUCUGUAAAUUCUCUAAACGUGUGUCCUCUGAAAUACAGUGUUAUUAAAUAUUGUCAGUAAAUUCUACACGAUGUUGCUGCGUACGAUUUGUAAGAACAAGUGGUCCGUCAAAUCGAUUUCGACAAAAAAAUCAUCAUUUAAUGAAGUUUUGACGGACACAUUUGGUAGGAAACAUAAUUAUCUUCGAGUGUCGCUGACUGAACGUUGUAAUCUUAGAUGUGAAUAUUGUAUGCCACUUAAAGGUGCAAAGCUGUCAGAACAGUCAAAGUUACUUUCGAAUAACGAAAUAGUUCGUUUAGUAUCAUUAUUUGCCAAACAAGGGGUCGAUAAAAUUCGAAUUACAGGUGGAGAACCUACAGUAAAAAAAGAUAUUAUUCAAAUAGUUGAAUCACUCAGAGAUAUCAGAAAACUCAAAACGAUUGCGAUGACCACGAAUGGAUUGACUCUAACGAAACAUUUGGUGGACCUCCAACGAGCUGGGUUGAACGCACUAAACGUUAGUUUAGACACGUUGCAAGAAAAUACGUAUGGAAAAAUCACUAGAAGAGACGGUCGGUUGUUGAAAAGAGUAUUGGCAGGCAUCGAUCUGGCAUUACAGUUGGGAUUCAGUCCAGUUAAGGUUAACUGCGUGUUGAUGAGAGGAAUAAAUUUCGAUGAAUUAGGUGAUUUUGUAGAAAUGACCAGAGACAGGAAAAUAAAUUAUCGGUUUAUCGAGUUUAUGCCGUUUUCGAUGAACGAUUGGGAAGAAAAACGAAUGGUACCUUAUAAAGAAGCAAUCCGAGAGAUCAUGAAGUCAUAUCCUAAUUUUGAACCAUGUGAUAACGAGCCGAAUUCAACUUCAAAAAUGUAUCGGGUGCCAGGAUUUGCAGGCAGUAUUGGCUUUAUAUCGUCAAUGACCGAUGAUUACUGUGAUAGUUGUAACCGACUCAGAUUAAUGGCCGACGGAAACCUAAAGGCGUGCUUGUUUCAAAACAACGAAAUCAGUUUGAGGGAUCCACUUCGGGAAGGAGCUUCAGAUGAAGAAUUAUUGGACAUCAUAUCGAAUGCAGUGAAAGAUAAAAAGCGGAAACAUGCCGUCGCUGACCGAACAAAAUCGGUGGUCACCGUGAUCCGUGGUGGACGUCUCACCAGAAACGUUUGUAAGGCGUCUAUCAGCGGCCAUCACGCUAGAAACAUUUGUACGGGUAGCGGCAGUGGUGACGACCAGCCACGCCUGACGCACGUGGACGGGCGGUCGGGAGACGCACGCAUGGUGGACGUUUCGGGAAAACGUGAAACUCGGAGGACGGCCACAGCGGUGGCUCAGGUCCGGUUGGACGCGACGGCCACCCGGCUAAUUGCCGAGGACGCGUGCAAAAAAGGUGACGUGCUGUCCGUGGCCAGGCUGGCGGGCAUAUGCGCAGCUAAGGCCACGUGGCAACUGAUACCGCUGUGCCACCAGAUCCGGCUGGACUCGGUGACGGUGGACGCCCGGCUGGACGAGCGCCGCUGCCGCGUCCACAUAACGGCCACGGCCGUUAGCACCGACCGGACGGGUGUCGAGAUGGAGUGCCUGACGGCGUGCUCAGUAGCAGCACUCACGGUUUACGAUAUGUGCAAAGCUGUCACCCGGGACAUGGUCAUCGAGCACGUCAAGCUCUUGUCUAAGACGGGUGGUAAAACCGAUUAUCGAGCAAAGGGCAAUGACGACGAUUAUAGCGCUGACGAUUGAAUCGGGGUAAAAGACGCGUUUAUAUGUCAUUACGUUUAUUUUAGGGAAUAGGGAGGUUAUCAAAUCGUUUUUAGAAUUUUUCGGCAAGUAAAAUUACUUCAAGACUUGUUUGUUCUUCAAUGUACAUAUUCUAUAUUAUAUUACAGUAAUCAGAAGUUGAUUGAUGCUGGCCGAUUUGUUUUAUACGAGGCGUGUAUUAAAAGUAAGGUCUCCAUUUAUUUUUUUCACGUUAAAGAACAUUUAUUUACAAAGUUACGUAACGUGUAAUAUUUUGUAACAAUACCUAAAUAUUUCAUAAUUUUGUAGGUAAGAAUCUAUUAUAGCUCAUAGUAUAUCAUUCACACAUUUUUUUAUUAGAAAAUUAAAAAAAAUAUUAACAGAUUUUAAAAAUCCAAACAUUGUACAUCGACGUAUGGCCGAUAAAGUAUAGGUACCUAUGUUCUAAGUACACUAAGUGAAACAUACCUAACAAAAACAUAAUUCAAUCAUUUUGACAAGUAUCUAUUAAAGUAAUUUUACUCACUGAAAAAUCAAAUGUUUGUAUUUUAUUUAAGCUAGAACCUACCUAUUUGUACAAU
Messenger RNA from Acyrthosiphon pisum (pea aphid), 2458 nucleotides. RefSeq names its product Molybdenum cofactor synthesis 1 (gene Mocs1). The coding region runs from base 240 to 1880 and encodes 546 amino acids. Lineage: Eukaryota; Metazoa; Arthropoda; Insecta; Hemiptera; Aphididae. The record is from RefSeq and is a predicted model, not a curated record. Gene Ontology annotation, biological process: Mo-molybdopterin cofactor biosynthetic process. Gene Ontology annotation, molecular function: 4 iron, 4 sulfur cluster binding; GTP 3',8'-cyclase activity; metal ion binding. The transcript has 8 exons.